GGCGAGAUCCGAGCAAGGAUACUGCGGGUUCAUGCAAUGCAAUGCGAUGCUACAUCUCCAUAAUUCUGCUAGUUGCAUCGAUAUAACUUUGUAGUAUGCCAGCUAUGUUGCAUUUGAUCAAUAUAUAUGUACGUAUACGUGAGCGGACUAUGUGAACGUCUGUCAGGAUAGCUGAAGGGAAAUCGUGCGAGUAUGAUGACUUGUGUCUUUAGUAUGAUUCUCACCGUCAGCUUGCGAUCUCAGCUCUUUGUUGCCCUUACCUUCUCCUUCUCUUUCAUUCGUAAGCCCCAUUCAGCUGCAGCUCUCUGCAUAGCAAUGAACAUGGACUAUCAUGGUAGCCAUGGUCACACCGACGCUACUAGCUUCCCAAUGGACUGGGAGGUGUUGCUGGACUCGCGCAUCCGUGUGAGCACAUUAUGGCGAUCCAUGUGCCAGGUUGUUCUAGUUCAGCCACGGACUGCGCUAUUGCCACUUGCACAUAAGCUGAACUACCAUCCGCAUUGGUAUGGCAAAGUACGGAGUAUGUACGGAGUCAGAUACCAGUAGGAAAGCAACAUCAUGCAGUACACCGGCAUAGGCUUUACGGCGCAGUCACUCCGACUCUUUGAGUCCAUGAUAGCACCAAAGACGCAAAGCGUUGCAGACUUUCCCUCUCUCAAUCCUCCGUAGCAAUUUCGCCAAGCAGACUGAGUUGUGACAUAAGACCCUUUCGGAGGAUUUGUCUGUGGAAAAGGAAAAGGAUCAGCAUCUCUCCGGGUCGAGUCCAUCGCGUAGUACAAUCUAAUAGUCUGUAUCACACCAAACUGAAGUAAUCUGUCCUUCUGGACUCACAGUAGACAUUCCGUUGACAUUAGGGACGGUGAAUUUUCC
Messenger RNA from Aspergillus ruber CBS 135680, 870 nucleotides. RefSeq lists its product as uncharacterized. NCBI's taxonomy places the organism in Eukaryota, Fungi, Ascomycota, Eurotiomycetes, Eurotiales, Aspergillaceae. The record is from RefSeq and is a predicted model, not a curated record. The coding region runs from base 214 to 546 and encodes 110 amino acids. The transcript has a single exon.